AUGCCUCACCUGCCUCCCGGUCCGAGCGCAGCUGCGCAUGUUGGCGGGGAGCUCAAGUUUCCUCCCGUCUCCAAGGACCACAUUCAGAACUGCUCCUACGACGCAUGGUUUCCAAAGUACCGCAGCUCAUGUCUCAAGUCGAAAAUCAUACGCCUUCCUCCUUCAUUCGUCGCCUACCUUCAGGAAGACGGAAUAUUGCUGGCUGACGAAGACGCUACUGUGGCCCCAGCUGACCCAGAGUGGCAUUCGUCUGCCGCAGUCGGCAAUUCAAGACCAAAGCCACAUGACGGUUCGUCUGACGAGGAAGAGGAGGAUGAAGCGCCUCGCUUGCCCCCAAACAGGCGGUUUCCUGAAGCACACAACGAGAUCAAAAUCGCCAUUAGCGAGCUCGGGGGCGCAGUUGCUCCCAAGCUCAACUGGUCCGCGCCCAAAGAUGCCAAGUGGGUGUCGCCGCAUCAAAACACACUCAAGUGUACGUCGCCAAACGAUGUCUAUCUGCUUUUGAAAUCGUCGUCCUUCAUCUCCCAUGAUCUUGAUCACGCCUUUGACGACUGCACCCCGGCGUCCCCCACUCGGCCAUUCACUCCCGUUCUGGUCUUGAGACCCUUUUUCAAUCCACAUGUUGCGUUGGAAUUUCGCUGCUUCGUCAAGCAUCGGUCACUCAUUGGCAUCACUCAACGAGACUUGAACUACUACGCUUUCCUGAACGAGCUUCGGCCUCAGCUGAGGAAGAGAAUCCAGACGUUUUUCAAAGAAAAACUGAGGCACACUUUUCCUGACGCGAGUUUUACUUUUGAUGUUUACAUACCCGAAGAUCCUGUAGCGGAUGACGGACUGGGCAGGGUUCGUCUGAUGGACAUUAACCCUUGGGCUCCUCGAACCGAUACCUUGCUAUUCUCUUGGCAAGAACUUGUCGACGCAAAAGUCGAAAGCCCUCUCUACGGUUCCGCUGCAGCAGACGAUUUUGCCAGCCUCAGCGGCGAUGAGACUGGGGCCGACGAUGCAGAAGCUGAUGCACACACUGCUGAAACAGUACCAGAGCUUCGACUCAUUGACAAGGAUGAUCCUGCGGCCUUUAAUUUCAGCACUCCUCAGUACUCGGCUCACAAGCUGCCCAAAGAAGUGGUCGACGCCAGCAUGGCCGGUGAGGGAGGGCUUCGGGAGUUUGCUCAGCAAUGGAAAGAAAUCACCGAGGGCAGAGCUGGUGGCUUAUGGGACCAGCAGGUCAGUCACGGCUAG
Messenger RNA from Ustilaginoidea virens, 1239 nucleotides. RefSeq lists its product as uncharacterized. Gene Ontology annotation, cellular component: cytoplasm. Bases 1 to 1239 code for a protein of 412 amino acids. NCBI's taxonomy places the organism in Eukaryota, Fungi, Ascomycota, Sordariomycetes, Hypocreales, Clavicipitaceae. The record is from RefSeq and is a predicted model, not a curated record. The transcript has a single exon.